Prosopis cineraria is the source of this 2490-nucleotide messenger RNA. Its product is annotated as 4-coumarate--CoA ligase-like 9. The coding region runs from base 447 to 2102 and encodes 551 amino acids. The record is from RefSeq and is a predicted model, not a curated record. Gene Ontology annotation, molecular function: CoA-ligase activity. NCBI's taxonomy places the organism in Eukaryota, Viridiplantae, Streptophyta, Magnoliopsida, Fabales, Fabaceae. The transcript has 6 exons.
GCUUGAAGGAACUUGGAUGGAACCUUUUCAUUGUCGAGCCACAGUUUCUCUGGGCUGCUACGGAUGAAAGACGUGACAUGUAGAGAUAUGAAAUUAUGGAAUAUGAACAGAGCCUUUUCAAUUGGUUUCAUCAGGACUUCGGUAACAAUAGAAGUUGGACCAACUGACGCAGAGGCUGUGAAGGCAAAGCUGAAAGCACGAAAUGCACCACAAAGGCAUCACCAUCUAGAUUUUGUGAAUUGUACUACUGUACAUAUUUCACCUGCACAUCAUCUCUCUCUCCCAGUGGAAAGCAGACCGAACACAUCAAUGACUGAGGGGUAGGCCGUUUGACUGGUUUCCUUUGAGUUUUUGAGUUUUUUGCUCUGUCCUUUCUGAUAUCGAUCUACAAACACUAUCUGAGACGCUCAAUUUCGGUAAGUUUCUGUCCCUCUGAACUUCCCACCAUGGCCAAACAAGUCGAUCCAAGCUCUGGCUUUUGCUCUCAAACCAGAACAUUCCACAGUCUUCGUCCUGACGUCCCUCUCCCUCCACCCUCUCAACCUCUUUCCAUCACUGACUACGCUCUCUCUCUCAUUCCUCCGACUGCUUCCUCCACCACAGUUCUCAUCGAUUCUGCCACCGACCGCCACAUCUCCUACUCCCUCUUCCUUCACCAAAUCAAAAACCUCGCCUCCUCUCUCGCUUCCCUCACCCCUCUUUCCAAAGGCCACGUCGCCUUCAUUCUCUCUCCUGCUUCUCUUCACAUCCCAGUUCUUUACUACUCCCUCUUGUCUUUAGGAGUCACCGUCUCACCCGCUAACCCUAUCGGCUCUGAUUCGGAGGUCGCUCACCAGGUUGAGCUCGCUCAACCUGUCAUUGCAUUUGCUACCUCCUCCACCGCUCACAAGAUCCCUAAGCUCCGAUACGGUACGGUCAUAAUCGACUCGCCUCAGUUCCUUUCCAUGAUCAAUGGAACUUCCGGAAGUGGUAAUGCUGAUAUCAGGGGCGACCGCAGAGUCAUGAUGAGCCAAUCCGAUCCGGCGGCGAUUCUAUUCUCAUCUGGAACGACUGGAAGAGUGAAGGGCGUGUUAUUGACCCAUAGGAAUUUGAUUGCUCUAAUUGGGGGAUUUUACCACCUGAGGCAUCUCAUGGAUUCGCAAGAGAAUGAACCCGAGCCGGUGUCCCUAUUCACGCUGCCGCUUUUCCACGUGUUUGGGUUUUUCAUGCUGAUUAGGGCGAUGUCGAUGGGGGAGACCCUGGUUUUGAUGCAGAGGUUCGAUUUCGAAGGCAUGUUAAAGGCGGUAGAAAGGUACAAGAUUACAUACAUGCCAGUUUCGCCGCCGCUCAUUGUGGCGCUGGCCAAGUCGGAGUUAGUGAACAAGUAUGACCUUAGCUCGCUGAGGUUGCUGGGGUGCGGCGGCGCGCCGCUUGGCAAGGAGGUGGCUGAGAACUUCACUGCCAGAUUCCCCGAUGUGGAAAUAGUGCAGGGGUAUGGUCUGACUGAAAGUGGAGGAGGGGCAACGAGAAUGAUAGGGCCUGAAGAGGCUAAGCGUCAUGGCUCUGUGGGUCGACUUGCAGAGAAUAUGGAAGCCAAGAUUGUGGAUCCUGUGACUGGAGAGUCAUUACCUCCUGGCCAGAAAGGGGAACUGUGGUUGAAAGGUCCAACAAUAAUGAAAGGUUAUGUAAGAAACGAGGAAGCAACGGCUGAGACAUUGGAUCCGGAGGGAUGGCUCAAGACUGGAGAUCUUUGUUAUUUUGAUUCUGAUGGUUUCCUCUACAUUGUGGACAGGCUCAAGGAAUUGAUCAAAUACAAAGCAUAUCAGGUUCCUCCAGCUGAACUUGAACAUAUACUUCACACCCACCCUGACAUUGCUGAUGCUGCUGUAGUUCCGUACCCUGAUGAAGAGGCAGGGCAAAUUCCAAUGGCCUUUGUGGUAAGAAAGCCUGGAAAAAAUAUCAACGCAGAUCAGGUUAUGGAUUUUGUGGCAAAGCAGGUUGCGCCAUACAAGAAGAUACGGCGUGUGGCUUUCAUUAACGCUAUUCCAAAGAACCCGGCUGGCAAAAUUUUGAGAAGGGAAUUAGUUGAUUCUGCAUUGUCAAGUGGUUCUUCCAAAUUGUAGUCCAGAUGGCUCAAUUUCUUUAUAUGUUGAUGUACCGUUGUUAUAGUUUUCUUGAAAUAUCGGAAUGUUUAUUUAAAACUGAGAAGAGAAUGUACAGAUCUACAUAUUUCUUAGGUUGCAUGUCUUGUAGUUGUAUUCAAAGCGCUUCUAUGAUGAAGCGCUUUCAAGGCGAAGGACUCACGUCACAAGCGCACUGCUCCAGCCGAAUACUCGAGAGCCUUGAUGCUUUGUUUAAAUAAAUGCAAUCCAUGAAAAUAUAUAUAUAUAUAUAUGUAUGUAUGUAUGUAUGUAUGUAUGUACGUAUGUAUGUACGUAUGUAUGUAGAUGUAUAACAUCAUUGAAGCAAUCAGGAAUAUGUUGAAUUGUUCUUAAUUUCCCUUCGUUCUCA